This is a messenger RNA of Talaromyces proteolyticus, 2203 nucleotides long. RefSeq names its product major facilitator superfamily transporter. Gene Ontology annotation, molecular function: transmembrane transporter activity. Lineage: Eukaryota; Fungi; Ascomycota; Eurotiomycetes; Eurotiales; Trichocomaceae. Gene Ontology annotation, biological process: transmembrane transport. The record is from RefSeq and is a predicted model, not a curated record. The transcript has 4 exons. The coding region runs from base 382 to 1983 and encodes 533 amino acids.
GUUUUACAUUGUUUAUUGUUUAAUGAUCGUUGCAUGGACAUGAUCUAUCUCACAAUAAGUGAAACUAGAUCCUGAAAGUCUAAAUUUGAUUAUUCGCUCUCGGGUCCGCUGAUCAUUUGAUCGACAUGGCUGUAAUUAGGUCCUAUGCCCAAAUAAAAAUGGGGGCAUAACACUGCCCACAGAUAGUUCUGCUCAUCCUCGCGACGAAUUUGAACCGAUGCAAGUCGCCAUCCUCCAUUCUCAAUUCUUCCAUAGCGAUAAACCAAGCUUAGUUCAGGGUCAAAACCAAAGAUUCGCGAAGCGGACAGAAUCCACCUCUUUCCAAACCAAUUCGUCAGCGAUACAUCCUUUGAGAAGAAAGCAGGGGUUAACCGCUAAUAGAUGGCGACAAGUCAAGACUUGUGUGACUGCCAGCAGCGACCACAAGGAGCAGAAAUUUUGGCGCUGGAGCAAGGCCAGCAAGAUGCACGACCAAACGGACAAACUUCUGUUAACGGAACAGAGAGUAGCGGGAUUCUUGAGUCUGACAAGAAAGAAGCCGUCCACCAUUUAGCACGAGUGAAGGACAGCCAAAGUGCUGAUGCAAAUAUCGUCGACUGGGACGGACCAAAUGAUCCAGUUAAUCCUCAAAACUGGAGUCCUCUGAAGAGGUGGUCAAAUAUUGCUGUCGUCGGUUUAAUUACUUUCAACGUCCCGCUUGCCUCAUCUAUGCUAGCACCCGCAGUGCCACAGCUUCUCCAGUCAUUCAAAACGAAUAACGAAGCCCUUUCGACGUUUGUAGUGUCAGUAUAUAUCCUAGGUAUGGCCGCAGGUCCUCUCAUAUUAGCACCGAUGAGCGAGCUCUACGGAAGAGUCAUAGUAUAUCACGUUGGCAAUGUUCUCUUCAUUAUCUUCACAGUCGCCUGCGGACUAGCAACCAAUAUAAACAUGCUCGUUGCUUUUCGAUUCUUGGCUGGCUUAGUCGGCGCCGCGCCCAUCGCCAUUGGAGGCGGUACGAUUGCAGACGUUACAACAAUGAAGCAACGUGGAACAGCCAUGUCUAUUUGGAGUCUUGGCCCUUUGCUGGGUCCGUCUGUGGGUCCCGUAAUUGGGGGUUUCCUCUCUCAAUCCAAAGGCUGGCGUUGGAUCUUCUGGCUGCUUGCAAUCAUUGCUGGCGUCAUUGCGAUCAUUAGUCUUGUUGUAUUACGCGAAUCCCACGCUCCGACGUUGCUGAAGAGAAAAGCAAACCGUCUAAGGACAGAAAGUGGCAACAUGGAUCUUCGCUCGAAGCUUGACUCUCAGCUCUCGCCAAAGGAACUUUUUUUGCGAGCUAUUGUAAGGCCAUGCAAAAUGUUGGUCUUCUCACCUGUUUGUCUCAUACUGAGCAUUUAUUCCGCCUUCGUCUACGCCAUGAUCUAUUUCAUGUUCAGCACUUUUUCAUUCAUCUUUGAGGAUCACUAUGGCUUCGGUCAGGGCACAGUUGGUCUUGUUUUUCUCGCCUGUGGUAUCGGCAUGAUGCUGGGUCUUGUAAUUCAGCAAUUUACGGGUGAUCGCAUUAGGAAGAGCCUUGCCGACAAAUACAAUGGUGGUACAAGUAAGCCGGAAUACCGCGUUCCACCUAUGUUCUUUGCCGGCGCACUCCUUCCCGCAGGACUUGCGUUGUAUGGUUGGACUGUACAGUAUCAUGUACAAUGGGCGGUUCCUUUGUUGGGAACCUUACUUGUUGGAACUGGCAUAUGUAUCAUCAACGUCUGCAUCAAUACCUACCUCGUCGAUACCUUUACUAUCUACGCCGCUUCCGCUUUGGCCGCGUCCGCCGUUUUGCGCUCUGUUUUCGCUGCAGUAUUGCCGCUGUUUGCGCUGCAGUUGUAUAACAAGUUGGGAUUGGGUUGGGGCAACACUCUGUUUGCCUUUAUCGCUCUCGGCAUGUGGCCGAUUACGUUGCUCUUCUUCAUUCAUGGGGAGAAAUUACGCACCAACCCAAAGUUGCAGGUGAAGCUUUAAGUCACGCAAGGCACGAAGUUGCCGUCAAAGAACCGCAGGAAGCAGCCCUUGCAUAUAUUCAAAUCCAGUCCUAAAUCUACAAAUAUUUUACCUAAUCCCACAACCUAAUCAAUGAUCUUGGGAUCUACUGAUUAAAUUAAUCUAUACUGUUACACUAUAUUAAUAUAAAUGUCUUCUAAUUAGUUAGUUCGGGUCUUUAAAAUAUACGUAUUCAUGUUAU